AAAAACAAGAAUUGUUCGACACAUUUUUUUUAUAAAUUCAAAACACAAGGUUGCUUCAUCAAUUUUACGAAACAAACAUGUGGAUUGAGGCCAAUAUUUUCUUGUAAUAACUGUCUGUCAUCUUUCAAUAUUGGCAGUAUUGUCAACCAUUUCAAAAAAAAAGUCGAAAAAAAGUUGUGUUUGUAGAUGAAGUUUUAUUCGUUGUAAAAGAAUAAAGAGAAUAAACCUCUUAUCAGUUGUAAUUUUUUGCUUCUUCUCUCAGCAAUAUAUCCAAACUGUUUUGGUAAUUGAACAUCAAAAUUUGAGGUAGUUUUUGUUUGUGGAAGAGAGCGAAUGUUGGGAAAACCAUAAAAUUUAUACAUGAGUUUUUAAUCGUUUGUAUACCGAAAUGAGUUCGGGAACGAAGGUGCUCUUGGAUGUUGGUGAUAAGUAUAAGACAGUUCUCAGUGCGCUUAUCCAACAGAAUUACCAUGUUAUAAACGAUGUUUAUCUCGACAUGUUCAUUUCACAUGUAUCGGGGAAAAAUGGAGAAGACUAUUCAACAUUGUUGACCGACCAAUUUACGUUUGACUGGAUCGAGAAAUCGAUAUCAAAAAUAUUUGACGAGCAUACGAAGAGCGUAAAUGGUCUGGCUUUUACGUGUCAACUCAUUGCAUUGUUGACAGAAAAUCCGGAACAUUUUCGUCAAUUGUCCGAACGAAAUGUAUACAAAAACAUAAAAAAUGGCAUGAAUGAGGCGACAGAUUUGCAAAAUCCAUCGGCAAAGCUGGCAUUGAUAACAUUGUUUCAGUCAAUGUUAAAACACGAUGCUGGCAUCGAAUGGUUAAAAGCCGAACAUGCAUGGCAACAAGCAAUCAACUAUUGCAUUCAGGAUGAAACGAUUUAUGUGGUGCGCCGUGCCAAGGAAUUCAUAACUGAAUUCUUAUUUCGAAUUGCAAACGAUGAAAAUCUAUGUUUGGAAGUGAUUGUCAAAAUUGCUCAACCAAUAAAUGACAAUGUUUACAAUGGCAUGGAAGGAACUAUGGACGUAUGCGUUGACAGCUGCGAUUUGCAACACAAAGUCACACCAUCAAUCAAUAUAAUUUGCAAUGUACUUGAGAGAUACAUUCAGCUGAAUCAGAAAUCAUCGAUAGCGCAUCACAUUAUAAAAACAACAAAAGGUCAAAUGAAUUUAUGGAAACUUACUGAUAUGACACAUGAUCGUGUACUUUUCAAUCAAAUUACACAAUGUUUGAUUUACUUGAGCUUUGCAUUGUUGGUUGAUAAACUGAAUGAAAAUAAAAUCCCUGAUAAUAGUCCAAUAUCAGUGAUUGAUUUCAAUGAUUUCGGUUUGACGUUUUUAAAUACAUGCAAAAUGUGUAUUUUACGAAAUCAAAACGAAACCCUGUUGAACGGUGCACGUCUGUAUUAUGUAUUAUGGAAAAGUAUGGGCGAUCGUGUACCCGAAGAAAUUAUUCUUGGCAAUCAAUUGACAAAAUUUGAGAAUCAAGUGAUUCUCUUUCAAAUAUUACCGCUCAUAAAUGUUAUGCACCACGGCGAUAAUUGCUAUCCAGAACUAUUGGAUGAUUAUGUGAUGAAAUUAUUUCACAUUUCCACUGAGCACACACUGAGAAUUUGUUAUUCAUUCCGAAAUUCGGUAAUCAACGGUAAUGUGGAUCUGUAUGAUAUGGCGAGCAAAGCAAUUCAGGGAAUAUUAUCAAUGAUUCACAUUUUACAUCGCGAUCGUGCUGUUAUUGUGUUUCAAGCAUUGUGUCACAUCAUCAAAGGAGUCGCAAGAAAUGAACAAUCAAAUGAACUACCAUUGAUUGCCCGACCAAAUUUUAUGUCAUCAGUUCUAACCGGACUCUAUUCCAUAGUUAAAAAAUAUCGCAUCACAUGGAAAGAUUCAUACGAAGCCGUUGGUCUUCUCAAUUGUAUGCUUUAUUCGAUUGAGGAUCCAAACCUAUCACCGAGGCUGGCAGUUGAAGUGCUAAAAUUGGCCCAACUUUCCGUCGAACAUUUUAUGGCUCCGAAUUUGGCAUUGCUAGUUGAUACUCUAUCUGGUUCAGAUAUGCAAAAACUAGGACCAAUGAUUGUAAAACGUCUACAUGACAGCAAUUGGGAAGUUAGAGAUAGUGUACUGGAAUUGCUAACAUCAAUAGCAAACAUAUCAGUAUAUAAGUUUCCGGCAUUCCAAGAGCAUAUUUUGAGCAACGGUUUGUGUCCUCUUGUUGUAGAUAUAGCGAAAAACGAUAGCGAAUAUUAUGUACGCGCAUCAGCAUUGAACUGUAUUUCAAAAAUGAUUCCAGUAAAUCUGUUCUGGGAACAAUGCUUUGCUGCCCUUGAUUUGGUUACAUACUUGAUUAAAGUUAUAAAAACCGAAUACGAAGGUGUUGUUCGCAAAGAGUCCGUAUCAUUGAUCACAUGCAUCUAUGAGAAUCAAAAAGUUCCGUCCAAUCAAUUGGAUUCAAUAUAUGAAGCGUUAGCCGUUGCUGCCACACACGAUUUAUUCUGGGAAGUAAAAGUGAAGGCAAUUGAAUUUUGGCAUUGUGUCAUCAGACGUCAGCUUCAAUAUCAGGGAGUUAUCGAUGGAACAUUUCCGUCGGUGACGUUUUCAAAGGAAAAUAAAAAAAUUGUCACACUAACACAAAAAGAAAUCACAUUGCGAUUGACAAAAGUACUGGUAAAAUUGUCGACGUUUGGCUGUUUGGGUGUACUGCUAGCGAGUUUAAACGAUGAAGAUGAUUUGUUGGUGGUAAAAAAAGGCGUCAAUGUGCUUAAAUCUCUCAUUGAAUUCCUUGAUAAAUACAAUUACUGGAUUGAGUUAGACGAUAAAAACACAAACAAUAUAGCACGAUCGCAAUCAAACGAUUCAUCAAUAAGUGCAGACACAAUGAAUUCUUCAAAAGACAUUGAUGAAGAAAUGAAGGACAUAACUAAUGAAAAAAUUGCUCCCAAUGAAUCGACCGAUCCAAAUAGCAAUUCAAUGAAUUCAGAUGAUGUUAUUCAAGCGAUAGUUUUGGCGCAGGAUAUUAAUCUACUGUCAAAAGCCUAUGAAAAUCAAAUGAAUGUAGAAUGUGGGGCUGGUAGCGAAACAUCGAGUAAAUCAAUCGAAGAAAAUGCAGAAUAUUUUAGGUAUUUACGCGAAAUUACGCCCGAAAUAUUUUUGAAUAAAAUGAAAACAACCGACUUGAAUAAUGUACUACAAACGAGAACUGAAUGGCUUGCCCAAACCGAAAGUUUUUCAUCACUGUUGAACGAUAUGUCGUACUCAUUGCAAGCACACGAACAACACGAUGCUGACUGUUACUAAGCAAUCCUUUUUUGUAUUCACGAUUUCUUUUUCUUUUUUAAAGAAAAUAAAAUAAAUAGUAAAGUAAA
Messenger RNA from Contarinia nasturtii (swede midge), 3360 nucleotides. RefSeq lists its product as uncharacterized. NCBI's taxonomy places the organism in Eukaryota, Metazoa, Arthropoda, Insecta, Diptera, Cecidomyiidae. The record is from RefSeq and is a predicted model, not a curated record. Gene Ontology annotation, molecular function: protein binding. Gene Ontology annotation, cellular component: nucleus. The coding region runs from base 389 to 3292 and encodes 967 amino acids. Gene Ontology annotation, biological process: positive regulation of protein phosphorylation; DNA damage response; cell population proliferation. The transcript has 7 exons.